UCAGCAAAAAUCAUAUAUAGUGCGCGCAUCAUGUGAAAAUUGUAGUUGAAUACAGAUGCAUUACAAAAAACAUUUAAACCUGUGACAAAUCAAGACUCGAGGAAGUUCAAUAACAGAAAAUAUAAUCUGAAGAUGUAACCUGGACCAAGGAGAGAACCUAACAAAAGAACGCUCUACAUGUAAGGAUGAAUCCUGAAGGGCAAACAAAUGAUAUAUCCAUUCAGCACAUUCAGCAUUACCUUGAAAUUUGUCACAAUGCAACACUGAAAAGUUAUUCAAAAGAUGGUUUCAUUGAUGGAAGAGAGAGAUUAAAAAAUGAAGCAGAAAAUAUCAAAAAAGUCUUUUCCAUCUGUUCCACAAGGAGUGAAGAGGUUUCACAAAUAUUGAUGACAAUCGAUUUAUUUCAAUCGUCAUGCAGAUUCUUUUUCAAUACGGCCAUCAAUGGCAUCAUUUCUGAAGAGAUACUGAUCAAAUUUGUACUAACUUGCUCCGACUUAGCAGAAGAGCACGGGAAAAUAAGACAAAAGAUUGAUUUUGAUUGCAUUCUGGUUGAUCAUGAAGGUCGAAAAUCAUGGCUGUCCGAUGGCUAUUUCGAAAAAAUGGAGAAAGUCAUCGAUGAUUACAAUAGAAGUGAAUUUGCAGAUGACGAACCAUUACUUAAAGCACAUUUCAAAUACCAGUUGGGUCGAUACUAUUUCAAAAAAUCAAAAGACAAAAAUGAGCAACCCAACAAACAGCGAGAAUAUUUUGAAAAAGCUGCUAAUAAUAUUGAAGAAUCGCGUGACUUAAGGAAACAAAACAUGGAAAGAGAGAACUCGUCCCCUUUGACGAAAGUUGACGUGAUUUUGUCUCUUCUCAUGCUUGGUGAUUUAAGAAAAUAUCAGAGCAUACAACGUCACCAAGUAAAAAGUUUCAAUGAACUGAUUGCUAUGGCGAAAGAUUGCUAUGAAGAAGCUUUAGCUUUAGUGGACGAUCUCCUUGGAAAACAUCCCCUUAAAGUAGAUUGCCAUAAAGUCUUGGGUGAUUUGCUGUUAGGAGUGAAAGAAAAUGAGGCUGCAAGGAAAAAUUAUGAAAUUGCUUUGAAUGUUUCUGAAGAGUUAGAGCUAACUCCAAACAAAGGUAAGGUAUACUUGCUCAAAAACUAUGCCACAUCUUUGAUGAAGUUGCAGGAAUAUGAAAGAGGGAACGAAAUGUUCCAGCGAGCGAAAGAUUACUAUAAGAAAGCUAUAGCUUUAGUAGACGAGUUUCUUGGAAAACAUCCCCUUAAAGUAGAUUGUCAUAAAGUCUUGGGUGAUUUGCUGUUAGAAAUGAAAGAAAACAAGGCUGCAAGGGAAAAUUAUGAAAUUGCUUUGAAUGUUUUUGAAGAGUUAGGGCUAACUCCAAACAAAGGUAAGGUAUACUUGCUCAAAAACUAUGCCACAUCUUUGAUGAAGUUGCAGGAAUAUGAAAGAGGGGAAAAUAUGUUCCGGAGAGCGUUUGCAAUUAAUGUACACUAUGAAUUAGGUUUGGAAGACCUGAUCGAGAAAACUCGACAACAAUAUAACUAGAAAAAGAACCAACGACAUUAAAUCGCAAACAUACUUCAAUAAAUUAAAAUGAUUUCGUAUCAUUUUGUUGAUAAAAGAAAAACUGCAAUCAUAAACAUACCAAUAUAGUGGUCAUGAAGUGCACAAAUCUUAGCGUCUUAUGUUAAAAAGUAUAAAUAAUAGUUAAAAACUAUUCACAUAUUUAUCACGUGAUUUUAAAAAUCAAUAAUAAUGCACUAUUCGCGCAGUCGUGGAAAUAUCGUGCCGCAAAAAAAUUCAAAUACAUAUAUUACUAGUUAAGUCAAUAUGCAAUUAAUAAAGAUAUUUUUUUGAA
Molecule: messenger RNA, 1860 nt
Organism: Xenia sp. Carnegie-2017
Lineage: Eukaryota; Metazoa; Cnidaria; Anthozoa; Malacalcyonacea; Xeniidae
Exons: 2
Coding region: 186-1547 (453 amino acids)
Molecular function (GO): protein binding
Source: RefSeq, a predicted model, not a curated record